Saccoglossus kowalevskii is the source of this 2013-nucleotide messenger RNA. Its product is annotated as xylulose kinase-like. Gene Ontology annotation, cellular component: cytosol. Gene Ontology annotation, biological process: D-xylose metabolic process; xylulose metabolic process; phosphorylation. The record is from RefSeq and is a predicted model, not a curated record. Gene Ontology annotation, molecular function: D-xylulokinase activity. NCBI's taxonomy places the organism in Eukaryota, Metazoa, Hemichordata, Enteropneusta, Harrimaniidae.
AUGGCAGAGAAAAAGGACGUUUACGUAGGUUUUGAUUUCAGUACCCAGCAGAUAAAAGUAAUUGCUGUGAAUGAUCAGCUUGAUGUGGUCCAUGAAUCAGCCGUACAGUUUGAUGUGGAUUUACCAGAAUUCAGGACACAAGGGGGCGCUCACACACAUGAUGACAAACUGACCGUAACCUCACCCACUAUAAUGUGGGUUAAAGCAAUGGACAUGGUGUUGGAUAAAAUGAAAGAAAGAGGGUUUGAUUUUCAUCGAGUUGUGGCUCUGUCUGGUACAGGACAGCAACAUGGCAGCGUGUUUUGGAAAAAUGGAGCUAGUGCAAUAUUGAAGAAUUUAGAGCCCGGCAAGCCUCUACAUGAACAAUUAAAAGAUCAGUUUAGUGUCAGAGAUUCCCCAAUAUGGAUGGAUUCCAGUACAACACAGCAAUGCAGGAAUCUUGAAGAUAGGCUUGGGGGCGCUCAGAGAGUGUCUAACAUCACAGGAUCCAGGGCUUAUGAGAGGUUUACUGGUAACCAGAUUGCUAAGAUAUUUCAAACACAACAGGAAGCAUAUAACAAUACAGAGAGGAUAUCUCUAGUCAGUAGUUUUGCAGCCUCGUUAUUUCUUGGUGAAUAUGCUCCCAUAGAUCACAGUGAUGGGUCUGGUAUGAAUUUGAUGGAUAUAAAUUCUUUGCAGUGGUGUAAUGAUGCAUUGGAUGUGUGUGCUCCAAAUCUGAAAAGUAAACUUGGAUCAUUGGUUCCUGCAUUCCAAAACAUAGGCCACAUUUCUCCAUAUUUGGUUAAUAAAUAUGGAUUUUCACCAGACUGUGCUGUAAUAGCAUUCACUGGAGACAAUCCAGCUUCACUUGCUGGUAUGAGAUUGGCUGAGGGAGACAUUGCAAUAACUCUUGGAACAAGUGAUGGGUUGUUUCUAUGGUUACAACAUCCCAAACCUGCUCUAGAAGGACACAUAUUUGCUAAUCCAGUGAAAGGAGACGCAUACAUGGCACUGCUAUGUUUUAAAAAUGGUUCAUUAACAAGAGAAAAUAUCAGAAAUAAGUGUGCUGAUGGUUCAUGGGAAAAUUUGAACAACCUCAAUGCGUCACCGAUGGGUAACCAUGGCAAUAUAGGUAUAUAUUUUGAUGUUCAAGAGAUCACACCACAUGCUGUCGGAAUUCAUCGAUUUGAUUGUGAUAACAAGAGAGUUGAUUCCUUUCCGAUUGAGACUGAGAUUCGAGCUGUGAUUGAAGGACAGUUUAUUGCGAAAAGACUGCAUGCUGAGAACCUAGGAUAUAGACUAGACACGGCACAUCAUGUUCUUGCCACCGGGGGCGCUUCAACAAACAAAGCUUUACUACAAGUAUUAUCAGACGUGUUCAAUAAACCUGUCUAUGUACAAGACAUUGCAAACUCAGCUAGUUUAGGAUGUGCCUACAGAGCUAAACAUGGUCUACUUGAUGGGAAAGUAUCGUUUUCUAGUGUUGUGAGUGGAUGUAAAUCAGAGUAUAAACUGGCAGCAGAACCGCACCAGACGCUGACAAGAUCUACACUCCACUGACUGCAAGGUAUAAAGUAUUGGAAGAAAGCCUUGUGUGAAACUGAAUACAGCCUUGUGUGAGCCUUUUGAGAAUAACAGGGAGAAGAAAAAAUUAAAUUUAAUUAAGAGACUUCUGAUUUGACAGUGGACUUCUAAUCAUUCUGGCUUAGAGCUUCUACUCUACACCUUAUUUUCAGUGUCUACCCAUUGACAAUGUACACUGGUGUUUACUAUGUAAAUAUGAUUAAUGAUGAAGAUUAUUGACAUUUCUUACUUGAUUUCUGGAGCUGAGAAAAUUAAUAUACAUUCUUAUUAAUUAAAAAUAAAUUUGAAUAUCUUAUGGACAGCGAUAAAAUAUCAUUAUGUAUGCAACUUAAACAGCAACACGCAUCUUAAUUGACAUUUGUUUUUUUGCAUUUUGUGUAGUUUUAUUUAUUUUAUUCUUUUAAUUGUAAUCUUUUUCAUUCCUUCCAAUAUUCCUUCUUUCAUUCUGUC